Aspergillus novofumigatus IBT 16806 is the source of this 1148-nucleotide messenger RNA. RefSeq lists its product as uncharacterized. The record is from RefSeq and is a predicted model, not a curated record. Lineage: Eukaryota; Fungi; Ascomycota; Eurotiomycetes; Eurotiales; Aspergillaceae. Bases 269 to 1039 code for a protein of 256 amino acids. The transcript has 2 exons.
CUCUGUAUCCAUAUGGUGUGUAUGUGUGUAAAGUAUGAUGGUAUCAUCCAAUCUAUCUCAAUCCAAGAUGACGCCGAACCAGUCUCUCUGCCUGUCAUGUCCAGCAACUGACGUACGAGGCGGACUGCCCGGUUUCCCUCCACCUGUACUCUGUCCCAAUCAUCUCAUCCAUAUAAACGACCCCCCAGACCAAGACAUGACCAAGAGUAUAAACACUGUCAUCCCCUCCAUCUUCCCAUCAUUCUAGUCUCUUUCUCUUUCUUCCACCAUGUCCGAUCAGGAAAACAACAGUCGUCCUUCUAGUCCGACUCCGAACCCAACCCAGACAGAAGACGGUGCUCCCCCAACACCAAAGACAGAUACCCAGACACCAACAAAGAAGCCUCCAAAGCUAGGCAAGAAGAAGCAGCCUCAGCAGCAGUCUAAGCCUGAAGAAGAACAAGAACAACAGGAAGAAAACAAAGAGGAUCCUCCAAACAAAAACAACAACAACAACACCGAGGAAGACCCUCAACCCCAAGAAGAUACCAACAACGCCGACGCCAACGGUGAAGCCACAGAACAAGACCAAGACCAAGACCAAGACCAAGACCAAGACCAACAACAACAACAACAACAGCAAGAAAAAGAGCAACCCCGUCCCCGAAGAAGAAAACCUCAACGCUACCGCCCCGACUCAGAAACUGAAAGCAUCCCCCGCCCCGAAAUGGACAACAACAACGCCGCCAUGGAGAAGCCCCGCCGUCGCCGCCAGCGUCCCCAGAUGCAGCAGCAGCAACAACAAGACGGCGGCCCCCUCGGCGGCCUCGGCGGCGUGAACCAGGUCGGCGAUCUCGUGCAGAACACCGCAGGGAACGCGGUGAACGGUGUGACGGGGUCAGCGGGCAAGGCUGUCGGCGGGCUGCUGGGCGGGAAUAAAGAAGAGAAAGAUGAUGGGCGAGACGAGCAGUUGCGGCUACGGCUGGAUCUGAAUCUGGAUAUUGAGGUGCAGCUCAAGGCGAAGAUCCAUGGUGAUUUGACGUUGGGAUUAUUGAACUGAUUUCUUCUCUUCUUCUUCUUCGUUUCCUCUGGUUUGUUGCUGAUGCGAAAACUAGACUGUUAUGUUAUGAUGGUAUCAUGUCGUCUUGAAUUGAUUGAUUGCUUCGCUG